AUGUAUGGUGAAGAAAAAUCUUAUCCGCCAGAGUUGCUUAAUGCAGAUGAAUCAUUGACUUAUGAUGCUUUGGUUGUUGGUGCUGGUGUCAUCGGACCAUGUAUUGCUACCUCUUUAGCUAGAAAAGGCAAAACCGUUUUAAUUGUUGAGCGUGAAUGGACCAUGCCAGACCGUAUUGUGGGAGAAUUAAUGCAACCCGCGGGUAUCCGGGCAUUACGUAGCUUAGGUAUGGUCCAGGCUAUUAAUAAUAUCGAUGCUUGUCCCGUUACUGGUUACACGGUGUUCUAUAACGGUGAUAAAGUUGCCAUUCCAUAUCCAUAUAAGGCUGAUUCCGAACCCGUUGAUGCAAUCCCAGGCUUAGUGUUCGACGGAAAUGAUAAGGUUGUAAAUGACGAUACGAUUAAGAUAAAGGAAUUUGAAGAAGAUGAAAGAGAGCGUGGAGUUGGGUUUGUACAUGGGAGAUUUAUACAGAACUUGCGUGCUAUAUGUGCCGCAGAGAAAAACGUGACGAGGUUACAAGGUAACGUGAUACAAGUAUUACGGAACAAAGAAAAGGAAGUUAUAGGAGCCAAGGUUGAUAUCCCAGGCCGCGGCAAAGUGGAUUUCAAGGCUCAUAUAACCUUUAUAUGUGAUGGUAUUUUCUCCAAGUUCAGGAAGGAACUAUCGCCGGAGCACGUUACAUCAGUCUCAUCAUCCUUUGUUGGAAUGUCGCUCAUUCAUGCUGAUCUUCCAUCCAAGAACCAUGGCCAUGUUAUUCUAGGCCAAGAUCAUAUGCCUGUGCUUGUAUACCAGAUUUCGUCCAUUGAAACAAGAAUUCUAUGUGCUUAUAACUCACCAAAAAUUCCCAGGGAUGUUAAUAAAUGGUUACGUGAGGAAGUUAGACAGUGCAUCCCAAAACAGCUCCUUAAGUCAUUUGACGAAGCUGUAGCCGCCGGAAAAUAUAAGUCGAUGCCAAAUUCGUGGUUGCCAGCGAGACAAAAUAACGUUCCUGGUAUGUGCGUAGUAGGUGACGCUUUGAAUAUGAGGCAUCCAUUGACAGGUGGUGGAAUGGCAGUCGGUUUACUUGACGUUGUAUUGUUGGUCAAGACCAUUGGGGACAUGGAAUUCUCGGAGAGGGAAAAGAUUUUAGAUGAAUUACUAGAUUUUCAUUUUAACAGGAAAGGGCAUGCAGCCGUAAUUAAUACCCUAUCGAUAUGCUUGUACGCUUUGUUCGCAGCCGAAGGUCUCUACUUAAAGAAGUUGCAAAAAGGUUGUUUCAGGUACUUUUUAAGAGGAGGUGACUGCGUCAGGUUACCAGUAUCGUUCCUUUCAGGUGUAGCACCCAAACCAUUGCUAUUGACAAAAGUAUUCUUUGCAAUGGCAUUAUACUCCGUAUAUGUUAAUUUUGAAGAGAAAGGUACUGUUGGCUUUCCUUUGGCUCUAUAUGAGGGUAUUGCAAUAAUGUAUACCGCUGCUAGGAUCUUCAGCUAUUAUCUAUACGAGCAAAUGAUUGGUUAA
This is a messenger RNA of Eremothecium sinecaudum, 1497 nucleotides long. It is a transcript of the gene ERG1, whose product is annotated as squalene monooxygenase. Gene Ontology annotation, cellular component: endoplasmic reticulum; membrane. NCBI's taxonomy places the organism in Eukaryota, Fungi, Ascomycota, Saccharomycetes, Saccharomycetales, Saccharomycetaceae. Bases 1 to 1497 code for a protein of 498 amino acids. Gene Ontology annotation, biological process: ergosterol biosynthetic process. The record is from RefSeq and is a predicted model, not a curated record. Gene Ontology annotation, molecular function: flavin adenine dinucleotide binding; squalene monooxygenase activity. The transcript has a single exon.